CUUACAUCUUCCUAGGACCGCAACUACCACCUCAAGAUGACCUCGGCGGCCAGAGAAAGGGUCAAGAAGGCCAUUCUCCAUGAGCGGCAGGAAGAAGGCUCAAUGCUAUGCGCACAGCAUGCACUGAACAACCUCCUUCAAGGCAACUACUUUGACGCCGCUCAGCUGGCAGAGAUCGCCUCCCAGUUGGACGGACUGGAGAGAGAGAAUUUGAACAUGAGCGAUAGCGAAUGGGGUGAGAGAGACGCAGCUGGUAGAAACGCAGACGAGACGGGGUUCUUCUCGGUCGGCGUCAUCGAAACUGCCCUACAAGUAUGGGGUCUCUCCCUCCUUCGCUGGAAUUCAGCGGACAUGCGGCAGUUUCACAAUGCGCCUGAACAGCAGCUGGCUUUCAUCCUCAACUUGCAAUCACAUUGGUUCUGUUUCCGAAGCUUUGGGUGGGCCGACAAUCUCUGGUUCAAUCUCAAUAGCUUCUUGAAGGAACCCACAUGGGUCGGUACUGGCUACUUGGGAGCACUCCUGGAUCAGAGUCAGACCGAAGGAUACUCAGUCUUUGUUGUCAGACCGACAUCGGCGGAUACACAACAGGCACAUAAUAUUGUCUCGCAGAUCAGGUCAUGUUCCGCAGACGUCGCAGCGUCCUCAGCGGAAUCAUAUGCAUCAGACUCUGACGAAGACGAAGAGCUCAAGAAAGCUUUGGCAGCCAGCUUAGCAUCUCCCGAAGCAGAGAGCUCCACCCAUGGAGCAUCCAGCAGCGGAACUCUCAAUCCCAGCACAUCCAAGUCCAUGCCUCGCAGAAGGAGCAAAAGACAAGGGGACGACGAUCUCCAGGAGGCAUUGACAGCUAGCAUGAGAGCAACGUCUUCCAGAGCAGAUGCUGGCAGGCCCUCAAGGCUGGGAGAAGCAAGUGGCAGCGGAAGUCGGAUUAUCCGCAGCGGCAUCACGAGGGACACUGCGAUCGAUCUGGAAGAGCGUAGCGUAGACGAGGAUCUAAUUGCAGGUCUCGAGUCUGCUCGGUCUCCAUUUCUGCAUCCCUCCCUUCGCGAUCACGUUGGCCCAGGAGAUGCCAUUGAAGAUGAAGUGGAGGAGCUGCACGCUCUCGAUGGCUCCGCGAAUGGCCGUGCUGCUAGACCUAACCCGUCAAUGCCGCUUACCCGUCCUCAGCCCCACGGUAAUGUGAUCGAAAUCUCGAGCGACGACGAGGACAUCGAUGCAGACUUCGAAGAACAAGACUCCCUUGCCUGGAAGGCUGCCACUGCUGCAUUCCAAGAUCUACGGGAUCGAGACUAUGACGACGAGGAUGCAGAACUGCAAAGAGCACUGGCGGCUAGUAUAGCUGCUGGGCCCUCCUCUGCAUCAUCGACCUCUAUCGCCCAGCAAGGACGGCAAUCAAGCCCCGACUUAUCAGGCGGAGUGAGUGCCGAGGAGCAAGCUGAGAUCAUGGCUGCCAUUGCGGCUGCACGAGGUCAGAGGAGCCCCACGCCGGCCGAUGUAGGGCGGAUCGCGAGGAUGAGGGAAGAAGCGAAGCGAAAGGAAAGGGAAGCACGCGAGCGGGAAGAGAGACGAGAGAGGGGCGUGUAUACUCCGGAGCCCGAGUCUGUGCGCAAGAUGAUGGCUAGUGCGAACCAAGGGCAAGGAACCGAGGGGGCAGACGAAGACGAGGAGGACGAGGACGAAGAUGAGGAUCGGGAUUCGAAACAAAUGAGUGCAGAAGAGUUGAGAAAGAUGAGGCUGGCUCGCUUCGGCAAGUAAUCUACAUGCGCCGCCCGUGGAAAUUGCGUGGUGUGAAAUGCGAACGUUCUACCCUAGA
Microstroma glucosiphilum is the source of this 1810-nucleotide messenger RNA. RefSeq names its product Josephin-domain-containing protein. Gene Ontology annotation, cellular component: nucleus. The transcript is spliced from 5 exons. Gene Ontology annotation, biological process: protein deubiquitination. The record is from RefSeq and is a predicted model, not a curated record. Gene Ontology annotation, molecular function: cysteine-type deubiquitinase activity. The coding region runs from base 37 to 1752 and encodes 571 amino acids. NCBI's taxonomy places the organism in Eukaryota, Fungi, Basidiomycota, Exobasidiomycetes, Microstromatales, Microstromataceae.